Molecule: messenger RNA, 963 nt
Organism: Equus caballus (horse)
Lineage: Eukaryota; Metazoa; Chordata; Mammalia; Perissodactyla; Equidae
Gene: ATRAID
Product: all-trans retinoic acid induced differentiation factor
Biological process (GO): positive regulation of osteoblast differentiation
Cellular component (GO): intracellular membrane-bounded organelle
Source: RefSeq, a predicted model, not a curated record
UCUCGCGAGCAGCUGAGAAGGACGAAGGGAGCGGAAAAUGGCCUUUCGCGAGCGGGGACGUCCUUCGAGCCUGGUGGCCUGGGCUGCCGCCCUGCUGCUCGCUCUGGGCGUGGAAAGGGCUCUGGCGCUACCCGAGAUAUGCAUCCAGUGUCCAGGGAGUGUGCAAAAUUUGUCAGAAGUGGCCCUUUACUGUAAGCAGACACCAGGGCUAAUGCUGCAUGCCCGCUGCUGCCUGAAUCAGAAGGGCACCAUCCUGGGGCUGGAUCUCCAGAACUGUUCGCUGAAGGACCCUGGUCCACACUUUCCUCAGGCACAUACAGCUAUAAUCAUAGACCUACAAGUAAACCCCCUCAAGGAUGACUUGGCUGGCACCUUCCGUGGCUUUACCCAGCUCCAGACUCUGAUACUGCCACAAGAUGUCAGCUGUCCUGGAGGUAUUAAUGCCUGGGAUACUGUCACCUUUUAUACAAACAACCAAACCUGCCAAGGGCAAAGGAACCUUUGCAACAGCACUGGGGACCCAGAAAUGUGUCCUGAGAAUGGAUCUUGUGAGCCUGAUGGUCCAGGUCUUCUGCAGUGUGUUUGUGCUGAUGGCUUUCAUGGUUACAAGUGUAUGCGCCAGGGCUCAUUCCCGUUGCUUAUGUUCUUUGGGAUUCUGGGAUCCACCACGUUAUCCAUCUCUAUCCUGCUUUGGGGAACCCAACGCCGAAAAGCCAAGGCUUCAUGAAUCACAUAGGUCUUCCUACUGACCUGAAGAUCGUCCUGAUCUAUCUUAGCCCAGCCGGGGAGAUUUGCUUCCUAGACAGGCAUCGUUGGCCAGUGGAUCUUCCUCAAGGCUGAGGCCACCUUUGGAAGAAGGAUAGAAAAUUGCACAACGCUGGAGGGGCAUGGAGACUCCAGUCCAGAACUAGUACUAGUUCCCAUUUGUACUGUUAACUGUAAUAAAAACUUUUUCUUCUUCUU